This is a messenger RNA of Pestalotiopsis fici W106-1, 1296 nucleotides long. RefSeq lists its product as uncharacterized. Lineage: Eukaryota; Fungi; Ascomycota; Sordariomycetes; Amphisphaeriales; Sporocadaceae. The transcript has 3 exons. Bases 1 to 1296 code for a protein of 431 amino acids. The record is from RefSeq and is a predicted model, not a curated record. Gene Ontology annotation, molecular function: FAD binding.
AUGACUACAGAUGCAGCCAAGUCUAGGAGACUCCACUUCAUCAUUGUUGGUGGUUCUUUGGGUGGGCUGGCCACUGGGUUGGCGCUCAAGGCAAUCGGUCAUGACACGACUAUUCUCGAACGUAACCGCACCCCCGUCUUGGAGCAGCAGGGAGCUGGUAUCGUUGCUGGUGGUGACACCCUCGCGUUUUUCAAGCGAUAUAAUCGCUGUGAUCGUCCCAUUGCCGUGACAUCGCACAGGCGGCAAUACCUUGACAAGGCCGGCAAGGUCGUUCACAAGGAGGACAUGGACCAGAACAUGACAUCGUGGGACUUGGCAUAUUUCAUCAUGCGGGCAAACUACGACCAAGUCAAGAGCGAGCAUUGCGAACCUCCAGCGCCCGUACCCAGCCACGGCAAGGCGGUUCACUGGCACGACCACAACGUCACCGACAUCAAACAAGAGGGUGAAAACGUAAGAGUCUACUACAAAACAGGCACGGGACAAGAAGGCAGUAUCACCGGCGACAUGGUCAUCGGCGCCGACGGCCCAAGCUCAACAGUACGCGCUCUGGUAGAACCAGAGGUCAAGCGAACCUAUGCGGGCUAUUGUGCUCUGAGGGGAACCAUUCCGGAGAAUGAUGUGAGCCCGGCCACGAGAGAGGCUUUCAGUGAACGUUUCACCUUCUUUCAUGGCCCAGGCGUUCAAAUUCUAGCGUACUUGAUACCAGGCGAAAGCGGCACGGUCGAGCCCGGCAAGCGCCUGAUAAACUUUGUAUACUAUACCAACUUCCCCGAAGGCUCUCCGGAGCUCGAAGAGAUAAUGACAGACAAGCACGGCAAGCGCCGACCCAUCACGAUGCCGCCGGGAAUGAUUGACAUGCAGGCGUGGGAGAAGCAGCGACAAAUUGCCGCAGAACGGCUACCGCCUCAGUUUGCCGAAAUUGUCCGCGGGACCCAGAAGCCAUUUGUACAGGCGGUCACGGACGUUAUUAGCCCGCGCAACGAGUACAUGGACGGAAAACUCGUGCUGAUUGGCGAUGCGCUGGCUGGAUUCCGGCCACAUACGGUCGCUUCAACUUCGCAGGCAGCCUUUGACGCCAUGGUGUUUGCCGAUCAUAUCGAGGGCAAGGUCUCGAAAGAGCAGUGGAAAAAGGAAACGAUGGGCUUUGCCCGCUUCAUCCAGAAGAGGGGCGUCGAAAUGGGAAUUCACUCCCAACACCAGGACCUUCCCGUCGAAGAACACAUACAGGAUCGCAACAUUGCUUCUACGCCGAGGGAACAAGAAGUCUAUCCCGAAUGGGCCACCGCAAUAUGA